AUGAAGAACAAUUUGCAGAAACUGACAACUCCAUUAAUUCUCAAAUGGGGUUCUUCAGAUUAUUUAUUUAACAAUUUUAGAAAAGUUAGGUUUUAUGCAACUAAAAAUACUGCUAAAGCCAAAUUAGUAGAAGAAAAAGAAUGUGAUAUGCCUAGUGCAGUGAGGAAAGAAGCACAAACUGCUUUGCUAGAGUACUUGCAUUCCACUAGAAGUUUGGAGUUUGUGGAUGCUGAACAUAUGAGUAAAAACUCACCCUUAUUUCUUGACAAGUUAUUAGAAAGAAUAGUGGAUAGGGAAGCUGAUGAUAUUCGGCGUUGUGUGACUCGAUAUUUGAGAUACCAUCCGAUUAAUGAAUUCGAACCAUUCUUUGAGAGCAUUGGUCUGAAACUUUGUCAGUACGCGUCGUUUCUCCCUAGAGAUGUGAUGUAUUUGAGUGAUGAUCAGAGGUUGUUGGAUAGUUAUCGCGUGUUGUGUAAUUAUGGUAUUUCAAGAAAUAAGAUAGGAAGGAUCUUUGCUGAAGCUCCGCAAGUUUUUAGGUAUGAUCCUGGAGUUGUCGAAUUGAAACUUGCUUCUUUUCGCGGGUUUGGGCUAGAUCAGUCUAAUGUGGUUAAGCUUGUUAGUGCAAAUCCACAUCUUUUGCUUGGGAAUGUACACGUGGAGUUUUUGAGAGUUGUUGGGAAGUUAAAGAGGAUGGGAGUUGAAUACAGGUGGAUUGAGGAGCAAUUGAAUGGAAAGCCUAUCAAUUGGAGCCAGUUAUUCGAGCUCAUGUGUUUCUUGAAUGGGUUGGGGUUGACUGAUGAACGAUUAGGGAAGUUAAUUUUUCAAGUUCCUGGUCUUCUGUUUGAUUGUUCUGGACGUCCUACAUUUUCGCUAAUUGGAUUCUGCUUGAAAUUUGGUUUUGAGAAGACCGAAUUACUUGAUGUAUUUCUACACUUACCACAAAUUCCAAUAGCGGCAUUUAUUUUCAACACGAGGCAAUGCUACCAGUUCUUGAUUGAAAUUGAGAUGCCUGCCCUAGAGAUAAGAAAUAUCCUUCAUUCACACCCUACAUUGCUAGGCUCAUGUGUUUUGAAGAAAACUACAAGCUUGCUAACUAUCCUGCAUACGGGGAAGAAGCGGCUUUGUAGUGUGAUCAAGGAGAAUCCGGAAUUUUUGAGGAAUUUGGUUCGUGGAGCCAAAGUUGAAAGAUUACCAGUAGCCGAGGAGGAGCUAAGAUCCAAAAUGAUGAAAACUAAGUUCCUUUCGGACUUGGGUUUUGCUGAGAACUCGAGCGAAAUGAAGAAAGCUCUCAAAGUAUUUCGAGGAAAAGGGGUGGAGCUCCAAGAGAGGUUUGAUUGUCUGGUAAAUGCUGGUUUGGAUCGAAAGCAUGUUGCUUCAGUGCUGAAAAUAUAUCCGCAAAUACUCAACCAAAGGAAAGAGGUACUUGAGGCAAAGAUUGAUUUUCUAUUGAAUAGAUUGGGUUUUCCAGUGUCUACUUUAAUUUCAUUUCCAUCUUACCUCAACUACACAAUUCCAAGAAUCAGGCUUAGGCUUUCAAUGUAUAAUUGGCUCAGAGAUCAAGGAAAAGUGGACGCAACAUUGGCUUUGAGCACUAUCAUAGCUUCCUCAGAGAAAUUAUUCAUGAAGGUUUAUGUAAGUCCUCAUCCUAAAGGCCUUGAAGUCUGGCAAAAUCUGAAAAGAGAGAUAUAUCCUGUAUAA
Molecule: messenger RNA, 1698 nt
Organism: Capsicum annuum
Lineage: Eukaryota; Viridiplantae; Streptophyta; Magnoliopsida; Solanales; Solanaceae
Product: transcription termination factor MTEF18, mitochondrial
Exons: 1
Coding region: 1-1698 (565 amino acids)
Biological process (GO): regulation of DNA-templated transcription; chloroplast organization
Cellular component (GO): chloroplast
Molecular function (GO): double-stranded DNA binding
Source: RefSeq, a predicted model, not a curated record